AUGCCCAAACUUGCAUUAACAAUCCCACCGCAUCAUCCCCAGCGACCCCAGCACUGCCACUACCACCUCCUCCUCUUCCUCCUCAUCUCCGCCAUCAAUGCUGCCCCUGCCUCCGCAACUAUCACUAAUUAUCAAAGAUUCAAAGAAGCUCCACAAUUUUAUAACUCUCCAACCUGCCCCUCCAUCGAUACUAGUGGCACCAAUGAAAUGUGCUUCGAUCAAGCUGUUCACGUUGCAAUGACCCUAGACGCUUCCUACUUACGUGGCUCAAUGGCCGCCGUUGUCUCCGUCCUCCACCACUCUUCCUGUCCUCAGAAUAUCAUCUUCCACUUCAUUGCCUCCGUCACCACCAACCACCAUCACCUCAGCCACACAAUCUCCCGCUCCUUCCCUUCCCUCAAAUUCCAAAUCUACCCAUACAAUUCCUCCGCAGUCUCGGGCCUCAUUUCCACCUCCAUCCGCUCAGCACUCGACUGCCCUCUCAACUAUGCCCGAAACUACCUCGCUAACAUCCUCCCUCCAUGUCUCCGCCGAGUCGUUUACUUAGACUCCGACCUCAUCCUCGUCGAUGACAUUGCUAAACUUGCCGCAACUCCACUAGGAGACCACUCGGUUUUAGCUGCAACAGAGUAUUGCAACGCCAACUUCACUUCCUACUUCACCCCAACCUUCUGGUCAAACCCUACAUUAUCUUUAACAUUUGCUGGACGCAAAGCUUGUUAUUUCAACACUGGGGUGAUGGUGAUAGACUUGCAAAGAUGGCGUGAAGGAGAUUACACUACAAAGAUUAUAGAAUGGAUGGAGCUUCAAAAGAGAAUGAGGAUCUACGACUUAGGGUCUUUGCCACCGUUCUUGCUUGUCUUUGCAGGGAACAUAGCGCCUGUUGAUCAUAGAUGGAACCAACAUGGGCUCGGAGGAGAUAAUUAUAGAGGAUUAUGCAGGGAUUUGCACCCUGGCCCUGUUAGUUUGUUGCAUUGGAGUGGGAAAGGGAAGCCAUGGGUGAGACUAGAUGCUAACCAGCCUUGUCCUUUGGAUGCUUUAUGGGCAGCUUAUGAUCUGAGGCAAACACCCUUUACUUUGAAGUCCUAGAACUUUGGUUUUUUCCUUUCUGGGCUGAGAUUUUUAGGUUCAAUGAUGCCAUGGAACUAAGGAGAAUAGAGAUCUGAGUGAAAAGUUAAGAUCUAAUUUCUCUUGCAAAUAUGGUGAGAAGU
This is a messenger RNA of Durio zibethinus, 1211 nucleotides long. The record is from RefSeq and is a predicted model, not a curated record. NCBI's taxonomy places the organism in Eukaryota, Viridiplantae, Streptophyta, Magnoliopsida, Malvales, Malvaceae.